CGUGACCAUCCAGACUGACGUGGAAAAACGCGUAAAAUUGAUCUGGACUAACUACAGCCUCUAGGAUAUACAAAUUUGCCCUAAUCGGGUGAAGAUCACCUUGUGUCUAGCUUGCAGCCCCGUCUGAAUAUUGUUCCCUCUCCACUCGACUGCUCCAGUGGCGGAAAAGCAUUGUGUGUGUGUUUUGUAUGUGUUUGUGUCUAUCCGUCUGUGUGUGUGUGUGUGUGAGAGAGAGAGAGAGCACGGCUACAGCCUCUUAGCUCAACUCCAUUUCCCAGGUCAGACGAUACCAAGAAAAGGGGAAAAAAGCUAUCAGCCAUUGCAAAAGGAGGAUUGUUAUUUUCUCUCUCUGUGUCACCCCUCUUUCCCCUCCCCCUGCAAACUCAAAAAAGAAAGAUUGCGGAAUACUUCUCGCUUCGUUGGGCGAUGGAUCAGACGUACGGAGAGGUCAACCAGCUGGGGGGCGUCUUCGUGAACGGGAGACCUCUGCCCAACGCCAUCCGCCUGCGGAUAGUGGAACUGGCUCAGUUGGGCAUUCGGCCGUGUGAUAUCAGCCGCCAGUUGCGGGUCUCCCACGGCUGCGUGAGCAAGAUCUUGGCCCGGUACAACGAGACGGGCUCCAUCCUGCCGGGAGCUAUAGGAGGCAGCAAGCCCAGGGUCACCACCCCGACCGUGGUGAAGUACAUCAGGGAAUACAAACAGGGAGACCCGGGCAUCUUCGCCUGGGAGAUCCGGGACCGGCUGCUGGCGGACGCGGUCUGUGACAAGUACAACGUGCCCUCGGUCAGUUCCAUCAGCAGGAUCCUUCGCAACAAGAUCGGCAACCUGUCCUCCACCUCCGGUCACUACGAAGCCCACAAGCAACUGACCCCCCAGGCCGCUCUGCCUUACAACCCUCUCUAUCAGUACUCCUACCCCGGGCACAUGUCCCCGGCCGCUACCAAGGUGGGCAGCUCCGCCGGCGUCCCGGUGCCCGGCCACGUUGGCAUCCACAGGACCUGGCCGUCCGCUCACUCCGUCACCAACAUCCUCGGGCUCAGAAGCAUCGUCGAGCAGACAGCCGUUCACGGUGGAACGGAGACUUCCGUCUAUCAGACCAAAAUGGAAGACUGGAACAACGUCAAUCGGGCUGCUUUCUCAUCAACUCAAAGUGUCAACGGGAUUGAGAAGCAGGCGAUAGACCCGGAUCUCAAAUACCCUCAGCCUCCGUCUGGCUUGCCAGCUGUGAGCAGCUUUGUUCCUGCAUGCGCCGUGGGCCCUUACCCCUCGUCCAACCAAGUGCCGGGUUAUGGAGUAUACAGUGGCCCUGGAGCCGGCUACAUGAGUGGACAUCACUGGCAGUCCCAGAGCAGCGGCCUCUCCCAGUCGGCAGGGCCCGGGAUUACCAUGCACGGAGGAGACAUUCACGCACCAAUGCCCUUCAAACACCUCUCAGCCAGAGAAGGUGGAUGCAGGAACAGAAAUGUAGUUCAGGAGUGAAGAGGUAAUCUGACUUGGAAAGGCCAGGAGGCGAAAAAUGACAGAAAUCCCCCAUUGGACUUUGCGUGGGUGUCGGACACUGGCAGUGCGGUGCAAAGUCCGAUUUCAUCAGAUCAUCAGAAUAAAGCAAACAGUUCAGCCCAUACUUCCUCCAAUAUUUAAACUGACCUAGUUGUGGAGAAAAGUUCUGCACCAAGCUCCCACAGCCUGGAGUGUCAGUUGCAAAAUUCUCUUUUUCCAAAAGGUUUGUUGCCCUGCGCAGUUGCUUGUCUGAGACCAUUACGGCCAUGUUACAGUGCCCUUCAUAAGACAGAGCUCGCAAGGUGUAUUAUGAGUUUGACAGUCAUGCACAUCUGAAACCACUUUGCAUCAACACAAAAGCCAGAAAUGUAAUGGCAGAGUAAGUGGAUCAUUCCCGCGCUGUUGCCACCCAUCAAUACUUUGACACCAAAGCAGACAGAUGGGUCGAAGGAAAUUUGCCUCCUCCAGUCAAGGGGGAAAAAAAAAUCAGCAUCCAGUUGGAACGUUGGAAAAGUAUUGCACCUUAGCUUGCAACUCAAAUUCCCAAAAAGAAAAUUAACCUUUAAUUCCAGGAAAGUAAUUCACAAUAAAAUGCUCCAUGACAAUUUUGUAUCUUAAUAGCUCUUAUUAUGCACUUGCGAAUUACGCAUUUGUGACAUGUUUUCUUGCUGGCUUUUUUUUUUGUAAUUUGAGGGACUACACAAGAAGGCUGUACUUUAUACAGGAGGAUUUAUAAACUGACCAAUGCAGCACCUCUGGUUCAGAGUGGCUAAAGUGAAGAAAACAAAAAUUAAAAUCAGAACCUGCAUAUUUGAUCGACAUAAUGUUUGAACAGAAAUAAGAAACAUUCCCACAUUAAAUAAUUGCAUAUUUGCUAUAUUUUUGUUGUAUUUAUUACAUGCUGAAUCUAGAGUCAGUAAUCAGCUUCUUAAAACUGAGCUUUUCUAAAUAAGAUGUUCCCUUAUGGUAAUGCAAUAAGUAAUGGUUCUAAAAUAAUUUUCCGCCAGAAUUUUAUUGCUAAAAUAAUUAAUAAUCCAAGCGUUUCAAACAUGUAAAAGUUGUCUUGUCUAUUCCUCUCUCAGCUUUAAAAACUCAAUUUCCAAUGAAACAAAAAGACUUGCAUUUAUGUAGCACUUUUCAUGACCAGUAUUCAAAAUAUUUUAUUGCCAAUGAAAUUCCUUUGAAAUGUAAUCAUUAUUAUUGUCGAAAAUCUAGCAGCCAAUUUGUACUCAAUAAGCUUUGUCAAAUGACAAUGUGAUGGCAACGAGACGAUAUUUGAAACCUUUCCCCCUCAGUCAGAAGAAACGAACAUUUCUGUUUGCAAGUUCAAAGGCCAAUCGCAUACAGUUAUAGAGUCAUAGAGAUGUACAGCAUGGAAACAGACCCUUCGGUCCAACCCGUCCAUGCCGACCAGA
Messenger RNA from Chiloscyllium plagiosum (whitespotted bambooshark), 2915 nucleotides. RefSeq names its product paired box protein Pax-1-like. Lineage: Eukaryota; Metazoa; Chordata; Chondrichthyes; Orectolobiformes; Hemiscylliidae. Gene Ontology annotation, molecular function: RNA polymerase II cis-regulatory region sequence-specific DNA binding; DNA-binding transcription factor activity, RNA polymerase II-specific. Gene Ontology annotation, biological process: anatomical structure development; regulation of transcription by RNA polymerase II. The record is from RefSeq and is a predicted model, not a curated record.